Messenger RNA from Trichoplax adhaerens, 4275 nucleotides. RefSeq lists its product as uncharacterized. The coding region runs from base 1 to 4275 and encodes 1424 amino acids. The transcript has 2 exons. The record is from RefSeq and is a predicted model, not a curated record. NCBI's taxonomy places the organism in Eukaryota, Metazoa, Placozoa, Uniplacotomia, Trichoplacea, Trichoplacidae. Gene Ontology annotation, molecular function: protein binding.
AUGGCUAAUCGAUCUGCUAUGGCUGGUAUCCCUGAAGAAAUUAAUUCACUUUAUAAGGCGGGCGAAGAAAAUGAUGAGUUUGGCAAACUUAAUGAGGCGAUUUCUUGCUAUAUGCUAGUCUUGGAUAAAGUUCAAACUUUGGCCACAAGCAGCAUCGAUUUCCAUCGAUUUCAAAUCGACGUUUGCUUACGUGCUAGUGACAUCUAUCUACAGCAAAAUGAAUGGAUGAAAGCUGAACCAUUGAUUGAACAAGCGCAAGAUAUAGCUCAAAAACUGGAAAACGAAAUAGUGAUUGCUCGAUGUUUAGACCGAUACGGUACAUUUAAGCGAAUGCAAAGAGAUUGGAAAGGGGCAUUAGAUGAUUUUAUAAAAUCACUAGACAAAAAGUUAAGGUACUUGGGCAAUGAUAAUUCAUAUGGUAGUAAUUCGUACGAAGAGGUGGAAGUUGUAGAUUAUUGUCUUGGUAAAUAUAAACUGGCUGACUCUUUCUAUGAAAAAUCGCUUAAAACUCAAAUUUCAGUGCUAAAUUACAAUUAUUCCGAAGUUGCAAAAAGCUAUAACUAUUUAGGAAAUGUUUUUGAUGAUCAAUGCAAGUAUGAAGAGGCUGUUUCAAUGUAUGAAAAGUCAAUUAAAAUUCAAUUGUCAGUGCUUGGAGGAAAUCAUCUCGAGAUUGCCCAAUCCUAUAACAGUAUGGGAAAUACGUAUUACCAUCAGGCUAAAUACGAAGAAGCUUAUACUAUGCAUGAAAAAUCGCUCAAGAUUCAGCUAUCAGUUUUGAAUCACAAUCAUCCUGAUACUGCUAAAACAUAUAACUAUCUAGGAAAUGUUCUUGACGAACAGGCUAAGUACAAGGAAGCAAUUUCCAUGUAUCAUAAGUCACUCAAAAUUCAGGUGUCAAUUCUUGGCCGCAAUCAUCUCUAUGUUGCCGAAUUAUAUAAUAACAUGGGAAAUGUAUUUUCCCAUCAGUACAAGCACGAAGAAGCUAUGGCCAUGCACGAAAAUUCACUCGAAAUUCAAUGCUCAGCUCUUGAGAAUAAUCACCCCGAUAUUGCCAAAACAUAUUUUCAUCUUGGAAAUAUCUUUUCUGAUCAGAAUAAAUAUGAAGAGGCGAUUUCUAUGUAUGAGAAGUCGCUCAAAAUUCAAUUAUCGACUCUUGGUCACAAACAUCCCGAUACAGCCAAAACUUAUAGCUCUCUGGGCAAUGUGUUCGUCGAUCAAGAAAAAAAUGAAGAGGCUAUUUCUAUGUUUAACAAGUCACUGGAAAUUCAAUUAUCUGUCCUUGGUGACAUGCACUCCGAAGUUGCGAAGUCAUAUUGCAAUAUAGGAAAUGCGUAUAAUCAAAUGAUGAAGAAUGAAGAUGCUAUUUCUAUGUAUGAAAAGUCGCUCAAAAUUUUAAUGUCAAUCUUUCAGCAUAAUCAUCCCCAAAUUGCCAAAUUAUACAACAACAUCGGAAUAGUUUAUCAAAAUCAGGGCAAUUAUGAAGUGGCUCUUUCUAUGUAUGAGAAAUCACUCAAAAUUCAGUUGUCGAUCUAUGGCUGUAAUCAUCCCGAUGUUUCAAUAUCAUAUUGUAGUAUGGGAGCUUUGUACCUUGAUCAAGGUAAACUAGAAGAGUCUAUAGAUAUGUUUAAGAAAUCUCUCAAGAUUCGAUUGCUAAUAUUUGGUGAAAAGCAUAGCCUAGUUGCAAAAUUAUAUAAUAAUAUAGCAGUGGUGUACCGUAAUCAAGCCAAGAAUGAAGAAGCUAUUUCCAUGAUUGAGAAGUCACUGCAAAUUAAACUAUCAAUCUUUGAUCACAAUCAUCCAUCCAUAGCCUCGGCAUAUAACAACCUGGGAGUUUUAUACUUUAUGCAGGGGAAGCAAAUGGAAGCUACUUCUAUGCUUGAGAACUCCCUCAAAAUUCGAAAUUCUGUCCUGCAAUGCAAUCAUCCUGACAUAGCCACAUCAUAUAACAACAUGAGUCUUAUCCAUAGAUAUCAGGGCAGGGAUGAUGAAUCUAUCUCUAUGCAAGAAAAGUCACUCAAAAUUAGAUUAUCAAUCCUUGAUCAUAAACAUCCAGAUGUUGCCCAAUCGUACAAUAAUAUUGGUCUUAGUUAUAUUGAUCAGGGAAAUUAUGAAGAAGCUAUUUCUACGUAUAAGAAGACACUCGAAAAUCAACUAUCAGUUCUUGGCCAUCAUCAUUCGGAUAUUGCUAUUUUAUAUAACAAUUUAGGAAAAGCGUAUUAUCGUCAAGGUAAACGUGAAGAGGCUGUUACUAUGUUUAAGAAAUCGCUUGAAAUUCAAUUGUCAGUCCUCGGUCACAAUCAUCCUGAUGUUGCUAGUUCAUAUAACAACAUUGGUCUCGCCUAUAGUGGUCAAGGCAAGCACGAAGAGGCUAUUCGUAUGUUUCAGAAGUCACUUAAAAUUAAAGUAGCAGUCUUUGGUCAUAAUCAUCUUGAUCUUGCUGAUACAUAUAUGAACAUAGGCAUCACGUAUUAUUAUCAGCACAAACAUCAAGAGGCUAUUUCUAUGUACGAGAAGUCACUAAGUAUUCAGUUAUUAGCUCAUGGCCAUGAUCAUCCUGAUAUUGCCACAAUAUAUAUUAAUCUAGGAAAUGUGUAUAAUGAUCAAGGCAAGUACGAAGAAGCUAUUUCUGUCUUUGAGAAAUCGCUCAAAAUGCAAAUGUCGGUCCUUGAUCACAAUCAUCCCACUAUGGCCAAUACAUAUAGCAGUAUUGCUCAUGCUUACGUGCAUGUAGGAAAGUAUCAAGAAGCUAUUACUAUGUAUAGAAAGUCACUCAAAAUUCGAUUGUCAAUUGGUGGUAACAAUUACCUUGCUGUUGCUGAACCAUAUAACAACAUGGGAGCGGUAUACAGUAAUCAGGGCAAGCAUGAUGAAGCUAUUUCCAUGUAUAAGAAAUCACUCAAAAUUUUAUUGACAGUCCUUGAUCACAAUCAUCCCGAUCUUGCCAAAUUAUACAACAACAUAGGAGGUGCGUGUUGUGACCAGGGCAAGUAUGAAGAGGCUAUUUCUAUGUUUAAGAAGUCGCUUAAAAUCAAUUUGUCAAAUUUUAGUGUAAAUCAUCUUUAUGUUGCUCAUUCAUACGGCAAUAUCGGAACUGCUCAUCAUCUACAAGGCCAGUAUACCAGGGCUAUUGCCAUGUUUCAGAAAUCACUGGAAAUUCAAUCAUUAGUUCUUGGUCCCAGUCAUCCAGAUAUCGCUAUAGUGUAUAACAACAUGGGAGCUGCAUAUAGUUGUUUAUGCAAGUAUGAAGAGGCUUUGUCUAUAUUUGAGAAAUCACUUAAAAUUCGACUAUCAGCCCUUGGUCGCUAUCAUCCCGAUGUUGCUAAAUCAUAUAGCAACAUUUGUUCUGUCUAUAACAAUCAGGGAAAAUAUGAAGAAGCUAUUUCUAUCAGCGAUAAGUCGCUUAAAAUUCAAUUGGUAGCCCUUGGCUACCAUCAUCCUGAUGUAGCCAGAUCAUACAGCAUUUUAGGAGAUUUAUAUGGACGUCAACACAAGCUUGAAGAAGCUAUUUUUAUGCAUAAAGAGUCUCUCAAAAUUCGACUAUUGGUCCUUAGUCAUGAUCAUCCCGAUGUUGCCCAUUCGUACAGCAAUCUGGGAAAUUAUUAUCUUAUGCUGGGAAAGUCAGAUGAGGCUAUUUCCAUGCAUGAGAAAUCGCUCAAAAUUCGAUUAUUACUCCUUGAUCACGAUCAUCCUGAUAUCGCUCAUUCAUAUUGCAACCUGGGCACUGUAUAUGCUUAUCGAGGAAAGUUUGAACAGGCAAUUUCUAUGUUUGAUAAAUCACUCAAAAUUCGAUUAUCAGUCCUUGAUCACAAUCAUCCCUAUGUUGCAAGUUCGUAUAAUAAUCUGGGAGUUGUGUAUACUUUGGCGGGAAAGCAUGAGCAGGGUAUAUCUAUGUACGAAAAAUCACAUAAAAUUCAAUUAUCUUUCACUAACCACAACUCUCUCGAAGUAGCUAUAUCAUAUGACAGAAUGGGUGCUGUAUAUUAUUAUCAAGGCAAGUAUGAAGAAGCUGUUUUUAUGUUUAAGAAAUCACUCAAAAUUAGAUUGUCUGUCCUCGAUCACAAUCAUCUCGACAUCGCAAAGUCUUAUAACAGCAUUGGUCUAGUUUAUGCGAAUCAAAGCAAGCAUGAAGAAGCUAUUUCAAUGUACGAGAAGUCACUCAAAAUUCGAUUGCCAGCGCUUAGUCACAAUCAUACCGAUGUUGCUGCAUUAUAUAACAAUCUGGGAAAUGUAUUUUAUGAUCAGGUUGAAGGAUUGCCUCAGCAUCAAUCUAAAUAA